AUGCUCGGACAGGGCAAGAAUGCAUGGCAAGCAGAGAUUGAUGCGGCUGCCGAACUGGCCGACUUCUACCGUUAUAAUGUGUCGUUUGCUGAGGAGAUCUAUUCGAGGCAGCCUAUGAACGAGCGCGGACAAGCAGGACGUACUGAGUGGGGUUCGCUGGAAGGUUUUGUCUAUGUAAUUUCGCCAUUCAAUUUUACCGCCAUUGGAGGAAACCUGAUCUCGGGCCCCGCGCUUCUUGGGAAUGUUGUUCUGUGGAAACCGUCUGCUUCCAACAUCUAUGCAAGCUAUCUGGUGUACAAAAUUCUUCGCGAGGCGGGCCUACCACCUAAUGUCAUCCAAUUCACUAACGGUGAUGCUGAAAUGGUGACCAAAGUGGCUCUCGACCACACCGAGCUUUCGGCAAUCGAUUUCACAGGCUCCUCCUCCGUCUUCCGCAGUCUGUUCGGCAAGAUCGCAGACGGCGUGAGGGAAAAGCAAUAUCGCGACUUCCCAGGCCUUGUUGCGGAGACAUCAGGGAAGAACUUCCACCUUGUGCACAAAUCUGCCGACAUUAGCAAUGCAGUAAACAUACGAUCCGCGCCUCCUUCGAAGCAAUUCUUGUCAGAAAUGAAGCACGAGUUGGCAAGCGUCAAAGUUGGUCCGCCUGAAGACUUUGGUAGCUUUACGGGUCCUGUCAUCAAUCAAGCAGAAUUCGACAAGGUUACCAAGGCUAUCGACGCCUCGAACAAAGAUAGUCAGCUUGAACUUGUCACAGGUGGUAAGUACGACUCUAGAGAGGGUUUGUACAUUGAACCUACGCUUUACGUUGCAAAGAAUGCCGAUCACCCUCUCUUUGACCGGGGGCUGUUUGGACCUGUGCUGGUAGCCUAUGUCUACCCUGAUGCUGAGUUCGACUGGGUCCUGGAAAAGAUUGACCAGAAGGGCGGAGGGUUUGCACUUACUGGAGCGAUUUUCGCCAACGACACAAUGGCGAUCCGCAAAGCCGAGAACAGAUUGCGCUACGCGGCUGGCAACUUCUACACGAACUGCAAGACGAAUGGCGCAGUAAUUGGUCAACAAUCAUUCGGAGGAGCACGAGGCAGUGGCACGAAUGACAAGGCCGGCAGUGCAAACAUGCUGAUGCGCUUCACAGCUCCUCGCACGUUGAAGGAGGAUUAUAACACUUUGGACAAUGUACUGUACCCAAGUAAUGCAUGA
Messenger RNA from Exophiala xenobiotica, 1197 nucleotides. RefSeq names its product 1-pyrroline-5-carboxylate dehydrogenase. Gene Ontology annotation, molecular function: L-glutamate gamma-semialdehyde dehydrogenase (NAD+) activity. Lineage: Eukaryota; Fungi; Ascomycota; Eurotiomycetes; Chaetothyriales; Herpotrichiellaceae. The record is from RefSeq and is a predicted model, not a curated record. The transcript is spliced from 3 exons. Bases 1 to 1197 code for a protein of 398 amino acids. Gene Ontology annotation, cellular component: mitochondrial matrix.